Molecule: messenger RNA, 1483 nt
Organism: Numida meleagris (helmeted guineafowl)
Lineage: Eukaryota; Metazoa; Chordata; Aves; Galliformes; Numididae
Gene: USH1G
Product: USH1 protein network component sans
Exons: 2
Coding region: 74-1483 (469 amino acids)
Biological process (GO): equilibrioception; sensory perception of light stimulus; sensory perception of sound
Molecular function (GO): protein binding
Source: RefSeq, a predicted model, not a curated record
AGCUCUCCUUCCCCAUGCCUGCUCCCUGAGCCCCCUGUGCACCCAUGCGCUCGCCCGGGGACCGCUGCACACCAUGAACGACCAAUACCACCGAGCGGCCCGGGAUGGCUACCUGGACCUGCUGAAGGAAGCCACCAAGAAGGACCUGAACUCGCCGGAUGAGGAUGGCAUGACCCCCACCCUAUGGGCCGCCUACCAUGGCAACCUGGAUGCCCUGCGCCUCAUCGUCAGCAGAGGGGGGGAUCCAGACAAAUGUGACAUCUGGGGGAACACACCUCUUCACCUGGCAGCAGCCAACGGCCACCUCAACUGCCUUUCCUUCCUCAUCUCUUUUGGGGCCAACAUCUGGUGCCUGGACAAUGACUACCACACCCCGCUGGACAUGGCAGCCAUGAAGGGGCACAUGGAGUGCGUGCGCUACCUGGACUCCAUUGCUGCGAAGCAGAGCAGCCUCAACCCCAAGCUGGUGAGCAAGCUGAAGGACAAAGCGUUCCGGGACGCCGAGCGGAGGAUCAAGGACUGCGUGAAGCUGCAGAAGAAGCACCAUGAAAGGAUGGAGAAAAGGUACAGAAAGGAAAUGUUGGAUAAUUCAGACACCAUGAGCUUCUCCAGCUAUUCGAGCAGCACCUUAAGCAAGAAGUUCCAGCACAUGUCUAUGGUGACCUCUCUGCCAUACUCACAAGCCACCAUCCACGGCACAGCCAAGGGAAAGACGAAGAUUCAAAGGAAGUUAGAGAAGAAGAAGCAGGUGGAUGGGACGUUCAAAAUCUACGAGGAUGGGAGGAAAAGCGUGCGGUCUCUGUCUGGCCUGCAGCUGGGCAAUGAUGUCAUGUUUGUGAAGCAGGGCACUUACGCCAGCCCCAAGGAGUGGACUCGGCGUAAUAUCCGAGACAUGUUCCUCACCGACGAGGACACCGUCUCCCGUGCCAUAAGCGACCCGGGCCUGCACAUGGACUCGGCCCACUCGGAAGUCAGCACUGACUCCGGCCACGAGUCCUUGUUCAACCGCCCCGGGCUGGGCACCAUGGUGUUCCGGCGCAACUACGUCAGCAGCGGGCUCUUCGGGAUCGGCCGCGAGGACGCCAGCGUGCUGGGGGAAGGCAACACGGAUGGAGAAGGUGUCAAACUGCGCAGCCGCCUGCAGCGCUCGCCAAGUCUCAACGACAGCAUUGGCAGUGCCAACAGCCUGCAGGAGAGGAACGCGGAGGAGCUGCCCUGGGACGAGCUGGAGCUGGGCCUCGACGACGAUGACGAACCAGACACCAGCCCCUUGGAGACUUUUCUGGCUUCCCUGCACAUGUUUGAGUUCAUCUCUAUCUUGAAGAAGGAAAAGAUCGACUUGGAGGCCCUCAUGCUGUGUUCAGACAAUGACCUGAAGAGCAUCAACAUCCCAUUGGGCCCCAGGAAAAAGAUUGUGGAUGCCAUCCAGAGGAGACGGCAGACUCUGGAGAGGCCAGAUGUUAUUGUAGACACUGAACUGUAA